Enhydra lutris kenyoni (northern sea otter) is the source of this 1413-nucleotide messenger RNA. RefSeq names its product sterile alpha motif domain containing 13. The coding region runs from base 112 to 420 and encodes 102 amino acids. Lineage: Eukaryota; Metazoa; Chordata; Mammalia; Carnivora; Mustelidae. Gene Ontology annotation, molecular function: ATPase activator activity; Hsp70 protein binding. The transcript has 4 exons. Gene Ontology annotation, cellular component: endoplasmic reticulum membrane; cytosol. Gene Ontology annotation, biological process: positive regulation of proteasomal ubiquitin-dependent protein catabolic process; protein refolding. The record is from RefSeq and is a predicted model, not a curated record.
AUUUUUGUGAGCUUCCAGCUUUACCACAGCGUGGCCAUCUCACAGACAGGUUUUGAGGCUUUCGUUGAGCAUAUGUGAGUUGCUGAAGUAAAGGAACCCUGCAGCCUUCCCAUGCUAUCUGUUGACAUGGAAAACAAGGAAAAUGGCUCUGUCGGUGUAAAAAAUUCCAUGGAGAAUGGGAGGCCGCCAGAUCCUGCAGACUGGGCCGUGAUGGAUGUUGUCAACUAUUUCCGAACAGCAGGAUUUGAGGAGCAAGCUAGUGCUUUUCAGGAGCAGGAAAUUGAUGGAAAAUCCCUGCUAUUGAUGACAAGAAAUGAUGUGUUGACGGGACUUCAGUUAAAACUGGGGCCUGCUCUGAAAAUCUACGAGUAUCAUGUAAAACCUCUGCAGACAAAGCAUCUAAAGAACAACUCUUCAUAGUACAGUCAAAUUGGGGUCUUAGACCUCAAAAAAUACAUAAUGAUAUAAUUUAGUUUCAUGUGAUGAAACUUUGUAAACAGAAUACAUACAUGUGUAUAUGUAAAGAAUUUCAGUCAAAUGAAACGUUAUCCUAUGGGAUAGACUAGGCAAUCCAUCAGCUGACCUGAACUCAGCCAGGAGGAGCAAGGAUGACUUGUGGACAGCAUGGUUUUCCUGGUGGAGCCUGUCAAACAGAGUUAUCUUUGACAUGGUUGGACACCCCUCCCCACCAAAGGGGUUUUCUUCAGAUUGCUUUCCCAAAAUCCUUGAAAAAGUGCUGAAUGGAAUGAUCUUCUGGUUACAGAUGUAGAGAGAUGAAAGACCAGAAAACUUAGGGGAGGGGAGAAAAGAGAGAGAGAUGCUGUCUCCCUUGAGUCCCUCUGCUCCUUAGAGUUUGUGUUAUUUGGAUGGAAUUGCCGACACCCUCUUUUAUAGAGGGUCCUUCACUUGACCUUAUUAAGGUUUCACUGGGAUGUACCGCGAUGUUUGAGAGGAACAUGCAUCAUGGCCCCUGCAGGAGCAGAACCUCUGAAAAGAGACACUCUGUUUUGUCUUGGGGAUCGCCAUCCAUAUUCAGCUUUUUUCACAGGGGAUAAUGAUAUUUUCUGCAUAGAUUUACUUUCAAAUUGGUUCUUUGUUUCCAAAGAAGAAAGGAUUUUUUCACUUUAUGGUUUGUAUUUAUACUGAUUUGUUUCUGAAGGAAUUUGCCGAGAGUUAUAGAUCAAAAAGCCUUGUUACUAGUACAGAAUAUUUUUAUAUAUAUUCCUUCAUGAUGGUGUAAUAUUUUUUUAAUUGCUCUGAUGCUUUGUUUGAUUCUUGGUUUGAGUACUUGUUUUUAAGAACUUGAAAAAAGUGAGCUUGCUACAUCUCUGUUCAAAGAGACAUUUGUUCAAAUCUCUGUGUGUCAAUGCCUUGUUGAAUUGGUGCUUUGUGGUUGCAAUAAAGCAUUGCUUC